AGCAAUCGAUUGCUGUAAUCUAUUGCUCACGACCCCACCUCGGCCCCUCCAAGCUUGCCUAUCGUAACAGCUUGAUUCUGCGUGCUUUUUCUUUCCCAUAGAAUCUCAGCUUGGUUCUCUCCUUGUCUCCUCCAUACAUCUUCACCACGAUUUCCCUAACAGCGCGACUCUUUUCUCGCUAUCCACGCCCAUUUCCUGCCAAAAUGUCUCUCUCCAACAAGCUGUCCAUCACUGACCUCGACCUCAAGGGCAAGAGGGUCCUGAUUCGGGUCGACUUCAACGUGCCCCUCGACGAGAACAAGAAAAUCACCAACAACCAGCGCAUCGUCGGCGCCAUCCCGACCAUCAAGCACGCCCUCGACAAUGGCGCCAAGGCCGUCGUCCUCAUGUCCCACCUCGGCCGCCCCAACGGCGCCGUCAACGCCAAGUACUCCCUCAAGCCCGUCGUCCCCGAGCUCGAGCGCCUGCUGGGCAAGUCUGUCACCUUUGCCCCUGACUGCGUCGGCCCCGAGGUCGAGUCCAUUGUCAACGGCGCCGACAACGGCGCCGUCAUCCUGCUGGAGAACCUCCGCUUCCACAUUGAGGAGGAGGGCAGCGCCAAGGACAAGGACGGCAACAAGACCAAGGCCGACAAGGCCAAGGUGGAGGAGUUCCGCAAGGGCCUGACUGCCCUGGGCGACGUCUACGUCAACGAUGCUUUCGGCACUGCCCACCGUGCUCACUCUUCCAUGGUCGGCGUUGACCUGCCCCAGAAGGCCGCUGGUUUCCUCAUGAAGAAGGAGCUCGACUACUUCGCCAAGGCCCUCGAGUCUCCUCAGCGCCCCUUCCUCGCCAUCCUCGGCGGCGCCAAGGUCUCUGACAAGAUCCAGCUCAUCGACAACCUGCUCGACAAGGUCGACACCCUCAUUGUCUGCGGCGGCAUGGCCUUUACCUUCAAGAAGGUCCUCAACAACAUCCCCAUCGGCACUUCCCUCUUCGACGAGGCUGGCGCCAAGACCGUGCCCCAGCUGGUCGAGAAGGCCAAGGCCAAGAACGUCAAGCUGGUCCUGCCCGUCGACUACAUCACCGCCGACAAGUUCGACAAGGACGCCAACACCGGCACCGCCACCGAUGAGUCCGGCAUUCCCGACGGCUGGAUGGGCCUCGACUGCGGCGCCAAGUCGAUUGAGCUGUACAAGGAGGCCAUUGCCGAGGCCAAGACCAUCCUGUGGAACGGCCCAGCCGGCGUUUUUGAGUUUGAGAAGUUCGCCAACGGCACCAAGGCCACCCUCGAUGCCGUCGUCGAGGGCUGCAAGAACGGCAAGAUUGUCAUCAUUGGCGGUGGUGACACUGCCACUGUUGCUGCCAAGUACGGUGUCGAGGACCAGCUGAGCCACGUCUCCACCGGUGGUGGUGCCAGCUUGGAGCUGUUGGAGGGCAAGGAGCUGCCCGGUGUUGUUGCUCUGUCUAGUAAGUAAAUUAACACUAUCACGACUCAAUAUCAGAGAGCGAAAAUGAUGACGGGAGGCAUGGCG
Molecule: messenger RNA, 1514 nt
Organism: Trichoderma citrinoviride
Lineage: Eukaryota; Fungi; Ascomycota; Sordariomycetes; Hypocreales; Hypocreaceae
Product: phosphoglycerate kinase
Exons: 3
Coding region: 204-1457 (417 amino acids)
Biological process (GO): glycolytic process; gluconeogenesis
Cellular component (GO): cytosol
Molecular function (GO): phosphoglycerate kinase activity; ATP binding; ADP binding
Source: RefSeq, a predicted model, not a curated record